CGAGCGGACGGGACUGCGGGGCAAAUAAAAGAACUGCGGGGCAAAUAAAAGAACUGCGGAAUGGAGCCAGAGCAGCAGGAGUUCACCCACCUCCGGACAGCUUUAAAUCACUAAAUAAUACACGGACAGGUCUGUGUGAAGUGUGGACGCGGUUAUAUAACAAUAACACGCAGGGAGGAGAAGAAAUAAGAACGUAGAGAAGCAUCACCGGACUGUUCUGGGCUGGAUUCUGGAUCGGUUCGGUUGUUCCUCCAGCUCACCGGCGGGUCGGACAGCGGCUUUGUGAGCCCACUGAGCGGGCUGAGCCCGUGUACCGGAGCCCGGACUGAAGCUGGAGCUCGGGGGAUGUUGUCCGUGCUCUCAUACGGAAGGUUUCUGGCCCGGGCUGUCAUCGGCGGCCUUUCCCAAACAGACAGCCGCGAUUACAGCCUGGUAUCCGCUAGCUUUGGAUAUGGGAAGGAUUUUAGAAAGGGGAUUUUAAAGAAAGGCAUGUGUUACGGCGAUGAUGCCUGUUUUAUUGCCCGACACAGAUCCGCCGAUGUUUUGGGUGUGGCCGAUGGAGUGGGUGGCUGGCGGGACUAUGGUGUCGAUCCCUCUUUGUUUUCUGGAACCCUCAUGAGGACGUGCGAAAGGCUGGUCAAGGAAGGCCGCUUUGUGCCAAGCAAUCCAGUAGGAAUCCUAACCACCAGCUACUAUGAGCUCCUCCAGAAUAAAGCACCUCUGUUAGGAAGCAGCACAGCGUGUAUAGUGAUGCUGGACAGACAAAGCCAUCGACUCCACACGGCUAACUUGGGCGAUUCAGGUUUUCUGGUUGUUCGGGGAGGAGAAGUGGUGCACAGAUCUGAUGAGCAGCAGCACUAUUUCAACACCCCUUUCCAGCUUUCGAUUGCUCCACCAGAGGCGGAGGGCUCAGUUCUUAAUGACAGCCCUGAAGCUGCCGACAGCUCAUCAUUUGAUGUCCAGCUAGGAGACAUCAUCCUCACAGCCACAGAUGGACUCUUUGACAACAUGCCAGACUACAUGAUUCUACAAGAACUAAAAAAACUCAAGAACGCCAAUUACGAGAGCAUCCAGCAGACAGCCAAGAGUAUUGCGGAGCAAGCCCAUGUUUUAGCAUACGACCCCAAUUACAUGUCACCGUUUGCACAGUUUGCUUGUGAUAAUGGAUUAAACGUAAGAGGAGGAAAGCCAGACGACAUCACAGUUCUGCUGUCGAUCGUUGCGGAGUACACGGACUGAUGUGACUUGCAACUGCUGUCUUGUUCACCACCAUGGUCAGUGCCUCCUGCUGGCAGCACAGGGGUGCAUUAUUUCUGCUUCGGCAAGGACCAAACGUUAAACCUCUACUCCACAUUUUAGCAGGAUUUGUUUUACUCUUAGUUUUGACUUUUUCCUUCAGCACCGGUUGGAGGUUGGAGAGGAAUCGAUGGUUCAUCCUGAUUUGAACUCAUUUUAAUGACGUGGUGAGAAACCUUUCUAUUGAGGUGGACUUAAUGAGGGCCAGUGCAUCUUACAGUGCUCUGAUUCAGGGAUGGUAACAUAUCAUUACAAGCAAUGAUAAUAACAGUGCAGGAAAAGUUGGUUUAAUUGUCAGUCCAACAGAAUCAAGAUCUUUAGAAUUUGAUGUUUGAUGGGAGAUUAAAACAUUAGCACAUGGAAAGACCUGCGCAAAAGGUACAGACUCUUCAAAGCAGGAAGGUUGGAGGGGUAAACGUCAAGCAGAUGUUUGAAAUUGUAGAAAUUGAACAAUCGUGUCAAUACUGUCUGAUUUUAUGAGGUCAGGGCUGUAAAUGUUAAUGCCACAAACAUGGCACACCCAAGUGUGACACAUCCAGGAAUUGUCUAAUAAUAAUAAACCACAAACCAGAUUUCUAUCCUAUUAGAAAUAAUGUUUAACUCAGUCUUUUUUAAAUCACCUACUCUCUGUCCUAAUCUAAAUGUAAUAAAUGUGCUCACUGAUCAGAAGUUAUAGUUAAUAGUAGGUGAAGAUCACACUGUUUUCACCUCCCAAAAACAAUCACCUGAAAUGAAAUGAUUCGUUUGGAUGUUUAAUAUGAGCCCAUCGUAUAGAGCUGUAUUAAUGCUCAAUAACACAUGAAUGUAACCUCUAUUUCCUCGGCUGCUCCCGUUAGGGGUCGCCGGCGGAUCGAGAUCAGCAUUAUUGAUUCGGCACAGUUUUUACGCCGGAUGCCCUUCCUGACACGACGCUCCCUAUUUAUCCGGGCUUGGGACCGGCACUACGAUGCACUGGUUUAUGCAUCCUAGCGGCUCGGUACCUAUAGGACAAUUCAGUGUCUCCAAUUAGCCUGGCUGCAUGUUUUUGUACUGUGGGAGGAAACCGGAGCACCUGGAGGAAACCCCAAACAGACACGGGGAGAACAUGCAAACUCCGAACAGAAAAGAACCCGGACCGUCCCACCUGAGGAUCGAAGCCAGGACCUUCUUGCUGUGAGGUGACGGUGCUACCCACUUAGCCACCGUGCCGCCCCGUCAUGAAUGUAACCAACAUGACGUUAAAAUCAUAAUAGGCGCCCAGGUGGCGCACCAAGAUUCUGAACUCCUCGGUCGAAAACUCGCCGUUGCCACCGGUCAGCUGGGCGCCAUUUAGCGGGCAUAAUUGGCACGUUUCUGCUAAGGCGGGAUGACCGGACUAUGUGGGUCUUCAAAUGCCAUGUUUGUGGCAUUCAAAUGUAAUAAAUGUGCACUCAUCAGACGUUAUAGUUAAUAGUAGGUGAACAUCACACUGUUUUCACUUCCCAAAAACAAUCACCUGAAAUGAAAUGAUUCGUUUGGAUGUUUAACAUGAGCCCAUCGUAUAGAGCUGUAUUAAUGCUCAAUAACACAUUUAAAGAUCCAGGGAAAAGGGAUUUUGCACAACAAAUUAAAAGAGAUUUUGUAUUGCGUAUAUUUAAAUGUUUUGGUUUACCUGUGACGUUUUUAAAAUGUUCAUUUCAUGUCAAUUAUAUCAAUUUCUUUAACCUUGUCAGGGUUGCAGUGGGCCCAGUUCCCACAGGAAACGCUGAGCGCAUGGCAGGAAUACCCUGUACAGGGCGCCAAUCCGUGGCAGGGCUUCGGCCAUCCCUUCCCUCCCACCUCAGACAUCAUGUCAAUUUAGAAGCCCAGCCACCCGAUAGCACCGCUGAGGUUCGUACCCAGACCUCGGUGGUGGUGGGCUAGCGUAAUACACCCAUGUGCCACCCGAAUGCCCCUUAUUGAAAGAAUUAAAACAGUUAUAAUGUUAGAAUGAUCGCAACAGUUAGGAAAACACAUGUUCACUUCAGGUGUUCACGUGGCUCUGUAUGUGCGUGAGUGGAUUCGAGUUGGACGGAUGAACUGGGAUGUUCAACCUUGCUGUAUAUUUAUGUAUGAUGUAUGAUGUAUGCAUUUGACGAGUCUAGGCUAUUACAUGUCAGAUACUGGAUAUGAAAAUAACCUAUAUUUGAUAAGUGGUAACGUCCUGUGAUCAUGUUUUUUGCUAGGCUUUUUUUUGUAAACUUAAUUUCAAAUAUCCCUUGAUGUGUAUACUGUUAACGCACAAGGCUAAUGUUAGCAUCUAUGAAUGCUUCAAAUGGAUGUCAUGUGUCAUGUAAUAAAGGUCUAUUUUUUUAA
This is a messenger RNA of Trichomycterus rosablanca, 3609 nucleotides long. RefSeq names its product protein phosphatase targeting COQ7 a (gene pptc7a). The coding region runs from base 346 to 1239 and encodes 297 amino acids. NCBI's taxonomy places the organism in Eukaryota, Metazoa, Chordata, Actinopteri, Siluriformes, Trichomycteridae. Gene Ontology annotation, molecular function: protein serine/threonine phosphatase activity. Gene Ontology annotation, cellular component: mitochondrion. Gene Ontology annotation, biological process: protein dephosphorylation. The record is from RefSeq and is a predicted model, not a curated record. The transcript is spliced from 6 exons.